Molecule: messenger RNA, 776 nt
Organism: Drosophila busckii
Lineage: Eukaryota; Metazoa; Arthropoda; Insecta; Diptera; Drosophilidae
Gene: l(2)34Fc
Product: defense protein l(2)34Fc
Exons: 3
Coding region: 102-584 (160 amino acids)
Molecular function (GO): oxidoreductase activity, acting on metal ions
Source: RefSeq, a predicted model, not a curated record
GGCUUGUAGUUGGUUUGGUAUAAAUAGCGGUGUGUUCGAGAAUUUUCAGCUCAUUUCAAAUUUUCUUUUGUGUUGUGCGGUUUUGUUCCCCAAGUGAAACCAUGUUCCGUUUGCUUUUGAUUGCUGCUGCCUGCUUGACCGUUGGUGUCAAUGCCUACUCCGAUGGCGCACCAAAGGCUGCUUGCCGUGAUCUGACACCACAGCAUGGAGCCGAGCUCCAGACAAAGAAGCCACCAUAUACCUUGACUGGUCCUCACCAUGUUGCUGCUGGUGAGAAGCUGACGCUUAAGCUGAGCGGUGACGAUUUCCUGGGCUUCAUUAUUCAGGCUCGUGAUGGUCAGAACCGUGCCGUGGGUACUUUCACGGUAUUGGAUCCAGCUCAUUCCCAGACACUGGACUGCUCUAACCCUCAUGAUACACUCACCCAUCUGAAGGCCACUAAGGGAAGCCCAUUGAGCGAGAUUAGCUUCGAAUGGACUGCACCUGCAAAUUACAAGGGCAAUGUCAAAUUCAUGUCCACUGUAGUGCAGACUGGCUUUGUCUACUGGGUGGGACGCGUGACAAAGGACAUUGAUGUGGAGUAAUUUAAAUGCAUUGUAAAAUUUCUCAUACUUGCACACUUGUUUUGUUGAUUGCUCCAAUUGUAGGAAUAUUUGUGAUACACAUUUCAUGUUUUUGUCAAUUUUUAAUAUUUGCUUUUAACAGUCGAGCAAAUGCCAGGGCUUUAAAGCAGUAUUUUUUGCAAUAAAGUCAAAUACAUAUCUAAUCAAAAAUAA